UUUGCACUAUAUAUUUGCAGACUAGAAAGUAACUGAUGUUGGAAAAGAAAGUUGAAACCUGGCUAGCCACUGUACGUGGUGGAAAAAUUAAACCAUGUGGGAAAGUUAUUAAUCGUAAAAUGGAAAACUUUAAUCUCGUUAUGAGAAGUAUUUUAUUCAUUGGUGUCAACAUUAUAGUAAUUUCAAGAACCUCCGCUGAGGAAAUGGAGAAUCUCAUUUUACCCGGAAACUUGAAGAUCGGAGCUGCAGGUUCAGCCUACCAAGUUGAAGGGGCUUGGAACGUUAGUGGCAAAGGAGUAAGUAAUUGGGAUUGGUGGACGCAUCACUGUCCAGAAUGCAUAUUGGACCACCAAAAUGGUGACAUCGCUUGCGACUCGUACCACAAGUACAAAGAGGAUGUGGCGUUAAUGAAGAAUAUUGGGAUCCAAUAUUAUCGUUUUUCGAUCAGUUGGGCACGAAUUCUGCCAACUGGAUUUCUUAAUAACGUAAGUGAAGCUGGCCUUCAAUACUACAGAAACUUGAUAGAUGAACUUCUUUACAACGGUAUAGAGCCUAUAGUAACUUUGCACCAUUUUGACCACCCACAAAUACUGGAAUUCAUGGGUGGAUGGACCAACGAACUGAUGAUUAAAUGGUACGUUGACUAUGCAAGAAUUAUUUUUCAAGAACUAGGACCAAAAGUCAAAAUUUUCACAACUUUAAACGAACCUCAGUCAGUUUGCGAAGGAUACAAUGGCACUGUGUUCAGCCCUGGUGAAACUAUACCAGAUUAUGUCGGGUAUUACUUGUGCAUCCAUAAUGUUCUGAAGGCUCAUGCCACAACGUAUCACAUGUACGAUGACGAAUUUCGACCAUAUCAGCACGGUCGCAUUGGUCUGAACAAUAUCUGUGACGGGUAUUAUCCAGAUACGCCAAAUGACACUGUGUAUGCUGAAAGAGCUUUCCAAUUUACUUGUGGUUUAGUAGCACAUCCCAUUUAUAUCGGUGAUUAUCCAUCAAUUGUGAAAGAAAGAGUGGCCCUCGUAAGCAAGGCACUAGGUUAUCCGGAAUCACGUCUCCCCACGUUUUCACCAGACUGGAUAUCGUACAUAAAGGGGACAGCUGAUUUUUUCGCUCUGAAUCACUACUCGUCUCAAAUUGUAACGCCUGACACAGACGAAGCCCGUGGAAUAUAUAACACAGACCUGGGCGUAACGAUGAGUUAUCGCGAAAGCUGGCCCACUGGAUAUCUUUGCUACGUGAAGGUUGUUCCAGAAGGCUUCCGCAUGGUUCUGCAACAAAUUAAAACAUACUACAAUAACCCGGAAAUUAUGGUAACUGAAAUCGGCUUUCCUGACCGCGGUGAAUUGAAUGACUACAGCCGAAUCAAAUAUCAUCGAUCUUACAUGCAAGAGAUGAUCAAGGCUAUCAAGUAUGAUGGUUGUCGAGUAUCAAGAUACGUGGUGUGGAGUCUCAUGGACAAUUUCCAAUUGGAUGCUGGUUACGUAGCUAAAUUCGGACUCGUGAAAGUGAAUUUUGACAGCCCCAACAGGGAAAGGACACCUAAGUUGUCGGCAUACUGGUUUCAAAAAGUCAUUCAAACUGGUAUACUCCAAGAUAUUCCCACAUAUAUGCAAACAGAGCCUGAAGCAGAGUCAAGAGAAUGCCUGGACCGUUGAUAAGUAUAAGUUGUGUAUCUGAUCAGAUGAAUUAAGGAAAAGCCUUGGAGCAUAAUUAAAGCCACGCUUGGUUUUAAACUUGGAAAGAGUUACCUUGUGAAGGAAAAUGGAAACUUAAUUUUUUCAAGAACCCUCGCCGUCUAAGAACAACCAAAUUGCACGUCCAAAAUCAAACUGUAACAAGUAAAAAAAUCCUGUGUUUUCAAAACUGCCGUAAAAACUCAUGUAAUGCCAUUUAUAGUAGAAUUUGAAUAAAAGUUCAUGGGAAAACUUUUUUCCAGAUGUUACGGUUUUGUUCUAGGUAUGCGAAAUGUAAAUACAUCACUGAUAUAUAAAUUCAUGAAUUUCGCACA
This is a messenger RNA of Neodiprion fabricii, 2011 nucleotides long. Its product is annotated as myrosinase 1-like. Gene Ontology annotation, biological process: carbohydrate metabolic process. The transcript is spliced from 8 exons. Lineage: Eukaryota; Metazoa; Arthropoda; Insecta; Hymenoptera; Diprionidae. The coding region runs from base 36 to 1658 and encodes 540 amino acids. The record is from RefSeq and is a predicted model, not a curated record. Gene Ontology annotation, molecular function: beta-glucosidase activity.